Protopterus annectens (West African lungfish) is the source of this 2454-nucleotide messenger RNA. RefSeq names its product extracellular calcium-sensing receptor-like. Lineage: Eukaryota; Metazoa; Chordata; Ceratodontiformes; Protopteridae. The transcript has 6 exons. The coding region runs from base 1 to 2454 and encodes 817 amino acids. The record is from RefSeq and is a predicted model, not a curated record. Gene Ontology annotation, biological process: G protein-coupled receptor signaling pathway. Gene Ontology annotation, cellular component: membrane. Gene Ontology annotation, molecular function: G protein-coupled receptor activity.
AUGAGCCUGAGCGGAAACGAGGGCAAACGGAGCUGGGAUGCACCACAGCAGUGCAGGUUCCGUAUCAGAGCAUAUCGCUUUGUUCAAGUAAUACUAUUUGCAAUCAAUGAAAUAAACCAUAAUAAGAAGCUAUUAACAAACAUUACACUUGGAUUCAGCCUCUACGAUGGCUGCUUUUCUGAAAUCAGGGCCCUAGAGAGCACACUCCGCCUACUGACAGGACAGCAGCAGGCUGUUCCUAACUACAGCUGUCAAUCGGGUUCAUUAAUACCUGGAUUUGUUGGAGAUGAGCCAGGACAGGCUGCUCUUCCUAUGGCUAGGGUCCUAGGAAAUUAUAGGUAUCCACAGAUAAGCUAUGCUGCAACUCGUUCUGUGUUCAGUGAUAAGAUCCAGUUUCCCUCUUUCUUCCGUACUGUUGCGUCAGAUGUAAAUCAGGUCCGUGGUAUGGCUAAAAUGAUGAGGUACUUUGGAUGGAACUGGGUAGGAGUCAUUGGUGCUGCUUCUGGCAAUAAUGUAGAAGCUGUCAUGACUUUAAAGGCUGAACUUUUGAAAAAUGGUAUUUGUAUUGAGUUUCUUGAAAUUCUUUCCCUAGACAAUAUUUAUAACAAUGCCGGUCAGAUAAUUGAGAUAAUCAGGAAAUCAACAACGAAAGUCAUUAUAAAUUACGCAGUUGUUCAGUAUGCAGCCCCUUUCAUCGAAGAGGCUUACAAACAGAAUGUUACAAAAAAGCUUUGGAUUGCAUCCACAUAUUGGUCGAUUUCUCCAGAUCUGUCAAAAAAGAUCAAAGAUGUUCUCAAUGGUUCAGUUGGAUUUGCAGUGCACAGAGGCCUAAUCCCAGGCUUCAAUGAAUUCCUUUAUAAUAUUCAUCCCAGCAAAUUUCCUGAUGACCCUUUUGUGAAAAGAUUUUGGGAAGAAGCAUUCUCGUGUAAGUGGCAACACACUGAAAUGCUACAGUCAUCAUUAGCUAACCCAAGGAGUGAUGUAUCUCAAUGUACAGGAGAGGAAAAACUGGAGACACUGGACACCACAGUGUUUGAUGUGAAUAAUUUCAGAUUUACGUAUGGUGUUUACAAUGCUGUAUACUCAUUGGCACAUGCCUUGUAUAAUCUGCAGAAAUGCAUACAGACAGAAGGGCCUUUUAACAAUGGCAGCUGUGCAACACUCAGGAACUUCCAACCAUGGCAGGUAUUGCACUAUAUGAAGCAUACAAGAUUUGUUAACAGUGGUGGUGAAGAGAUAUUUUAUGAUGAAUACGGUGACUCCCCUGCAAUUUUUGAUAUUCAGAACUGGCAGAUACUUCCUGAUGGUUCUGGAAGAUAUGUCAAGAUUGGUGUGUACAACUCCAGUGCACAGUCUGGUCAAGAACUUGUAAUCAAUCCUGGUGAUAUCCUUUGGGGAAAAGACUUUCCAGUGACUCCUCGCUCUGUGUGUAGUGAAAGUUGCCUUCCAGGACAUUGGGUGACUGUGCAGAAAGGAAAGCCACAUUGCUGCUUUGACUGCAUUCCUUGCCCAAUCAGUGAAAUUACCAACCAGUCAGAUGCCACCGAAUGCAUAAGAUGCCUAGAAGACGAGUGGCACAAUGCAAAACACACAGACUGCGUGCCCAAAGUUGUAGAAUUUCUUUCAUAUGAAGAACCUUUAGGAGUUUCUUUGGCUUUUUUUGCAGUUUGUUUUUCAGUGGUUAGUACUUUCAUUUUGGGCUUAUUUGUUAAGUAUAGAGACACUCCAAUUGUAAAAGCCAACAAUCGUGAAGUCAGCUAUCUUCUCUUGCUAUCCCUCUGCUUAUGUUUCCUCUCUUCCCUCAUAUUCAUUGGACAUCCUAAGAAGAUGAGCUGUUUGCUGCGACAGACAGGAUUCGGCAUCAUAUUUUCUAUCUGUGUAUCUUCCAUUUUGGCAAAGACCAUUAUUGUUGUCAUUGCUUUCAAAGCGACUGUGCCCAACAGCAAUCUAAGAAAAUGGAUUGGACCAAAAACACCAGCUACAAUUAUACUUUUCUCCUCACUAAUUCAGAUUAUUAUAUGUGUUGCCUGGAUUACUAACAAUCCACCUUUUCCAGAGAUAAAUAUGAAAUCUCAAGAUGGAAAGAUAAUAAUACAGUGUAAUGAAGGCUCCAUCACUAUUUUCUAUUGCAUGCUGGGAUAUCUUUUUUGCCUGGCAUCUUUGAGUUUUGCUGUUGCAUUCCUUGCAAGAAAUUUGCCAAACAGCUUCAAUGAAGCAAAGUUUAUUACUUUCAGCAUGUUGGUAUUCACCAGUGUUUGGGUUUCUUUCAUUCCAGCUUACCUUAGUACAACAGGGGCAUAUAUGGCUGCAGUGGAAGUAUUUGCAAUAUUAGCUUCAAGUGCUGGUUUACUGGUCUGCAUAUUUUUCCCAAAGUGCUAUGUUAUUUUAAUUAGGUCAGAUCUCAACUCCAAAGGAAUCCUUGUAGGAAAGGAAACUGUAGAGCUCAAAAAGUAA